Molecule: messenger RNA, 3799 nt
Organism: Electrophorus electricus (electric eel)
Lineage: Eukaryota; Metazoa; Chordata; Actinopteri; Gymnotiformes; Gymnotidae
Gene: fam222aa
Product: family with sequence similarity 222 member Aa
Source: RefSeq, a predicted model, not a curated record
GGGUGACGCGGUGUGCGUACGCUCGCGGACCUAGCUGCGGAACAUUAUUAUUAUUAUUUUCGGGUUAGUUUUUUUGGUUCGUGUCGACACGAACAAGACACAGACAGCCCGUCGAAUCGUCUCGAGGAAUUUAAAAUAAUUUUUUAAAGCAACAACAACAAAAAAAAACAACCCAACAACCCCGAACUCUGGAGUUGAAACCGCUUUGGAAAGUGAAGGCGAGCAGGGAUUUCUCAUCGGGAUUAAUCGCAGUCCGUUCAAUUCGGCCACCUGCUCCGGAAUCGACGGGGAACAGCCCCCCUCCCUAAGAGCGCGCGUUGCUUUGCCGUUGCGCCGAUAUCUUCUCCCGGUAACCGCGCGCUCGGGGCGGACGGCGCGUUGAUUUCCAGCUGCGGUCCGUUUUAACCGGCGAAGGCGCCCCGUACGUUUGGCGGCUGUCCGCUUCGGUGGAGUUUGCAACUCGGUUUUCCGGAAAGGUUGCAGCUGCUCGGUUACGGGAGCGCGACCGAUCCGCGUCCUUGCCCGGAUCCGCCGCCGUGCACUCGUCUCCGGUAAUAACGGACGACGGCAUCCUGACAGAACAGUGCUUGACUGCGCAUUCUCAAGGAUUACAAAGGCAGUUUUUGCAAGCGGCGGUCGCCGCUGUCGGAUUUGACUCGUUUGUGCACAGAGGAUGUUCAAGUCGCAAAGAAAGGGGGAAUAAUUCCCAGGGAUUAUACAUUUACAUUGAAUCUUCAGAACGGAAUGAGAGGUUUUUAAAUCUGUCCCGUACUCUCACGACAGCCACGCUCCCACAAACGGAUUGCCCGGGCGCCGUAACCUGCAUGGAAGUGUAGCCUGCACCACAGAACAAUUUAUAUGGUCGCUGCCGACAGCACGGUGGCUGUCGUCCGGCCCCUGCACCAUGCUCGCCUGUCUGCAGCGGAGACAGAACCCGGUGCCGCACCGCAACCCGGAGGCCCCGCCCACCGCCGCCCGCAAACGUGAAGGGAGCAUGCCCGUCCUGUCGCCCCGCUACCCCAGCUCGGCGGAGCUAGACGCGUACGCGCAGAAGACGGCCAACAGCCCCCUGUCCAUCAAGAUCUUCCCGGCCAACGUCAGGGUCCCACAGCACAAGCACCUCAACCGCACGGUGAAUGGGUUCGACACCACGGGCCAGCGCUACAGCCCCUACGCCCCCGCCCACCCACAGCCCCGCCCGGGCGCCUACCAGGGCCUGCUGGCCAUCGUCCGGGUCACCUCCGCCGCCUCGUCCUCCUCCUCGUCCUCGUCCGCGAGGGCCGUGGUGAAGAGCGCGGAGGGCCGGCGGACUAAGCUGUCGCCCGCCCUGGUUGCGGCAGCGCCGUACCCGCCCCCCUGCCCCCCGGCCCACUGCCACGCGCAGGGGGGCUUCGCCGCCACCGCCCCCCCCCCCAACGUGACGCUGGCCGGGUCGGCUGUCCCGCUGGGCGGGGUCAGGGGGCUGAACCUGCCCGCCCAGUCCCACCUGCCCUCCAUCCAGAGCAUCAUCUACCAGAUCAACCAGCACUGCCAGGCCCAGGCCCUGCAGCAGGUCGCCGCGGCGCCCACCAACGCCCACCCCAGCCCCUGUAAGCAGGGCGCCGCGGUCAUGGGGCUCUCCUCCGGCUCGUCCGGGGGCAGCUACGUCGCCAGCCUGGCGACGCACGCGCAGGGGAGUCUGGGCUACGCCGGGACAGUGCUGCCAGGGCAGAACGGGGACCUCGCGAAGGGCGGGGCUUACAUCGAGGGUGUGGACUACAUCCUCUGGCAGAAGCAGCAGCAGCAGCAGCAGCAGCAGCAGCAGGCCGUCCUGAGGAUGUACAGCGGCGGGAGCGGAGGGGGCGGGGCCAUAAGCAAGUCCCCCGAGUCCUGCAUCCCGGGGGGCGGGGCCGUCAUGGUGGGCGGCGCCCAGCUGUCGUCUUCCUCGAGGGCGUACCCGAUGACGGCGAGCGUGAGCGGGGGAGGCGGGCCAGACAAGGUGAGCUCCUCCCCACUGAACUGUCUGGGGAUGCAGGGCAAUUUCACAGUGGGGCAGUACUUCGCUCCGCCCUGGAACAGCGUCCUCGUCACCCCCGACAGCGACUGCUACAACCCUCAGGAGCUGCCGGCGACGACGGCCCCGGCCGGCCCCGCGACCGGCCACAGGGAGCUGGGCUUCCUGCCCCACCCUCACCACCAGCUCCACAACUUCCACCACCACCACAACCACCGUGCCCCUGGCGACAGCAACGGGUGCUGCAGCCUGCCCAGCAAAGGCUUGUGCAACGCCUCUGCCCUCAGCAGCAGCCUGCAGUCGCUGGAGUACCUCAUCAACGACAUCCACCCACCCUGCAUCAAGGAGCGCAUGCUGGGUAAAGGCUACGAGACCGUCUCGGUGCCACGGCUGCUCGACCACCAGCACGCACACAUCCGACUUCCUGUUUACAGAUAGAGGCUCCGGGAAAGUGGGCGUGUCCGGCGCCAACGGGGGAAAUGAAGAAUAUUCGAGACAUUUCCAACCAGAUACAGGGGAGUAUCGAAAGGGCAGUUAGCUCCCGUAGAGAGCGAUGUUGGCGUUUUUGCAGACUCCUGAGCCGCGAUUGGGCGGAGCUGUUCAGGUGACGAAUGCUGGAAAGCCAAUCGGUGCCUCUCAGCUGAGAGGUGGGGCAGAAUAGCCUGCUGGGAAGUGGGAUACAGAAAGAUUCCACAUGAGGAUUGAUUUCUGUUUGUUUUGGUUUGGUUUUGGUUUUGGUUUUAACAGGGAUUUUAGAUUGUUUUUGUGUCCUACUGUUGAUUAUUUUUGUUGUUGUUGUUGUUUUCUUUCUUUGAGUUUUCUGAUUGGACUAAACCUUGCGGUGAUAAUAAUGGCUUUGUUUGGGUAGGGAACGGCUUCCACUGCUCACCGUCUCAACACUGAUCCAAGUCUGUGAGCUCGUACGAUGAAAAGGACGGUCUCCCAGGACCAAAUGGACCAAAGUUUAAGGUUACACACACACACACACACACACACACACACACACACACACACACGCACAGAGGCCUACAAGGUACACAAAUCAAUUGUUACAAAGACAGAAAAAUCGUACAGCAUCAGUGCUUGUGAGUGUUGUUUAGGGAUGAUGUUAAAAUACAUUAAAAGAAUAACUUAACUGUAAGAAUUCUGAUUGCACUGCUUGGUGAAGCUGAAAUCUUGUAGAAGGACCUGGAAGCUGAAAACAAGUAGUUUGAAUAUAAUGUAUUUAUGAAACUUGAAAACUUGAACUUAUUUUUGUCAUUUUAUAUAUUUGUAGUAUAUAAUAUGCAUCGGCUGCUACGGGGGGAAACAGUGUGUUUGAAACGCUUACUUUUUUAUCCUUUCAUUUUGGGAGCUUUUGUUUUGGGUUGUGGUUUUUUCCUCCCUCUCUUCCUGGCUGAAAUCUAGUUUCUAGUUCUGAUGGUCUAUUCACUGGAAUCCGCUGGAGUCUCUGAGUGUGGGUACGUUGCGGCGGCUGGUCACAAAAACCGGUGUUUUGACACCAAGAAUCAAGGAUCUGACCUAUUGCCUCUGGUGUGACAGAGAUUUUUUUUGGUUUUUUUUUUUCUUUUCCCUGGAUGCCGCGAUGUGAUUGGUUUGGAGUAGCAGGCUCAUCGUCCUUGGUAACCGCCCGGGUCGACCUGAUUGGUCGUGCGAAGCCUAAUUGCUCAGUCACAUGAGCACAGUUAAUUCAAGAGCGCUUAGAGCCACGGACCUGUGUGACACUUGACCAUUCCUUCUUUUAAAAAAAGGUGAAACAAUCAUAUUUCUCCACUUUUUCUCCAUUUCUCUCUCUCUCUCUCUCUC